AUAAAGCGGUGGCGGCGGGGAGUGGGCAACGAGGGCGCCAUGGGUGGGGUGAAGCUGGUCGUGCUGGGCAGCAGCGGAGCGGCGCUGGCGGGGCGGUUUCUGACGCGGCGCUUCAUCGGGGAGUACGCCUCCAAGGCCGAAUGUAUCUACACUAAACACUUAAGCCUGGAUGGGAGGCAGAUACACUUGGAAACUUAUGACCCUUGUUCACAGCCACAGCAGGGGAAGCUGUCCCUCACAGAUGAGCUCCACUGGGCUGAUGGAUUCAUCAUUGUUUAUGACAUCAGUGACAGAGCAUCGUUUGCAUUUGCAAAAGCAUUACUAUACAGAAUCCAAGAGUCUCAUAUAGGAGCUUGUAAAAACAGUAUGUUUCAAAUAAUUGCCAUAAAUGUGCCUGCUAUGAUUUACAUGGGUAAAAAGCUGUCACAAUCAUCCUGUGCUUUUGCUUCCCCUACUAAUGCUCAUAUUACCCAUGGAGAUGCACCAGUGAGGAAUUCAGAGAAAGUGUUUCCCACAAUAAAUUAACCUAAUACCAUGAAUUUCUCCUAAGCCGCCUUC
Oxyura jamaicensis (ruddy duck) is the source of this 558-nucleotide messenger RNA. RefSeq names its product RERG like (gene RERGL). Gene Ontology annotation, molecular function: GTPase activity; GTP binding. Bases 40 to 525 code for a protein of 161 amino acids. The transcript has 5 exons. NCBI's taxonomy places the organism in Eukaryota, Metazoa, Chordata, Aves, Anseriformes, Anatidae. The record is from RefSeq and is a predicted model, not a curated record.